Botrytis deweyae is the source of this 1986-nucleotide messenger RNA. RefSeq lists its product as uncharacterized. NCBI's taxonomy places the organism in Eukaryota, Fungi, Ascomycota, Leotiomycetes, Helotiales, Sclerotiniaceae. The coding region runs from base 168 to 1499 and encodes 443 amino acids. Gene Ontology annotation, molecular function: flavin adenine dinucleotide binding; acyl-CoA dehydrogenase activity. The transcript is spliced from 4 exons. The record is from RefSeq and is a predicted model, not a curated record. Gene Ontology annotation, cellular component: mitochondrion.
CCGUGAGCACCAACGACUAAGUUUCACGAAUCUUAAUUGCCUCUCCUUUAGAAUACUUAGCAAUUGCUCUUUGACUUAUAAAAGCUCUUGUCGUUCUCUCGAAAACUCUCACAAAAUAUCUUGCUACCUUUCAAUACUCAUUUGACAUAACAAAGGAAGAAAGAAAAAUGGCCUCAAUUGUUAAAGCUUUAGCACCGGUGGUGAGAAGGGCUGGUACAUCUGCAUCUGCUGCCAGACCUGCAAUCAGACUAACUAGACAGAGUAGAAUAUACCAACAUGCCCGUCCUCUUUCCGCCACCUCUCGCCUUCGUUCAGAUCCCGUCGACAUAACCGAGAUUCCCCCAACUCCUAUAACACAUCUUUCUGAAAUUGAACUGGCCAUGUCGGAAUCUGUCUCUAAAUUUGCGAACGAUAUCAUCGCGCCAAAAGUACGAGAUAUGGAUGAGGCUGAGAGUAUGGACCCUGCGGUUGUGGAACAGUUAUUUGAACAAGGACUUAUGGGAGUCGAAAUACCUGAAGAGUAUGGUGGUGCAGGAAUGAACUUUACGGCAGCGAUUGUGGGAAUUGAGGAGUUGGCAAGAGUCGAUCCAAGUGUGAGUGUGUUGGUGGAUGUGCAUAAUACCCUGGUCAACACUGCGGUUAUCAAAUAUGCGAGUAAGGAGUUGAAGAACAAGUGGUUGCCAAAAUUGGCUACGAAUACUGUUGGAUCAUUCUGUUUGUCCGAACCAGUAUCUGGAUCCGAUGCUUUCGCGCUUGCCACAAAAGCUACCAAAACAGAUUCAGGAUAUACGAUUUCUGGAAGCAAGAUGUGGAUCACCAAUUCUAUGGAAGCAGAAUUCUUUAUUGUUUUUGCAAACCUUGAUCAUAGUAAAGGCUACAAGGGAAUCUCCGCUUUCGUUGUCGAGAAGGGAAUGAAGGGGUUCUCUAUUGCUAAGAAGGAAAAGAAGCUUGGUAUCAAGGCCAGCAGCACUUGUGUUCUUAACUUUGAUGAUGUGGAAAUUCCUAGAGAAAAUCUCUUGGGAGAAGAGGGACAAGGAUACAAAUAUGCCAUUGCCCUUCUGAAUGAGGGCCGUAUUGGAAUCGCCGCACAAAUGACCGGACUCGCUUUGGGAGCAUUCGAAAACGCUACUAAAUACGUAUGGAAUGACCGAAAGCAAUUUGGACAAUUAGUUGGAGAUUUCCAGGGCAUGCAACAUCAAAUCGCACAAUCUUAUACAGAAAUUGCCGCUGCUCGCGCUCUAGUCUACAACGCUGCACGCAAGAAGGAAGCAGGUGAGAACUUUGUUCAGGAUGCAGCUAUGGCCAAGCUUUUUGCUUCGCAAGUCGCUCAACGCGUGAGUGGAUUGGCGGUUCAAUGGAUGGGUGGAAUGGGAUUUGUCCGUGAAGGAAUUGCGGAAAAGAUGUGGAGAGAUUCGAUGAUUGGAUCUAUUUACGAGGGAACGAGCAAUAUCCAAUUGACAACGAUAGCAAAGUUAUUGAAGCAACAAUAUAAGUCGUAAGAGAUAGAUAGAAGAAGAUAGAGAGAUGAUUGAUACCAAUUUAGAAGUAUGGAGUGAAAGCUCGCUCUUGUUAGUCGCCUCGGCUUGAUCCGAGUUUGAUAUCUCUGUAUUGUUGUAUUGUUGUAUAUUUCACCAAAAAAUGAUUCAAUAACAUGGAUAUUGAGAAUGGCAUUCAUUACCUAUCUCCCGUUCAUAUGUACCGUCGGUCGUGUUCCUUCCAAGCUAAUAAACCCCUGAACUAGAAUGACGAUGAUUACCCUAGUGGUGGCCUCCCUAAAUUCCCUAAAUUCCCUAAAUUGUUAGGAGUAGUGGCACGGACAUCACCCGUUGAACAUUUCCCCUCUUGUUUGCGGAAGGAUGGUGGCUCGGGUGGGUGGGUAGAAAGAAUCGUAUGAUAUUCAUCUGGGCAGGUACGUAUGAAUUGAGAAAUUGAGAGGAUGGAGAGGAUGGAGAGGAUGGAGAGGAUGGAGAGGAUGGAGAGGAUGGA